Molecule: messenger RNA, 798 nt
Organism: Gracilinanus agilis (Agile Gracile Mouse Opossum)
Lineage: Eukaryota; Metazoa; Chordata; Mammalia; Didelphimorphia; Didelphidae
Gene: OIP5
Product: Opa interacting protein 5
Exons: 5
Coding region: 1-798 (265 amino acids)
Biological process (GO): chromosome segregation; CENP-A containing chromatin assembly
Cellular component (GO): nucleus; chromosome, centromeric region; chromatin
Source: RefSeq, a predicted model, not a curated record
AUGAGGCGGACUUUGCGUCGGAAGCCGAGUCCGCGCUCUGUGGCCAAGGCGGAAGAGGAACCUGCAGCGGCGGCUCCCCGCAGGUCCGGGAAGAAGACCGUCUCGAAGCCGCUCAGUCAGAUCUUCCAGGAGUUGGAGGAGAAGGCCGCUAGGGAGGGCCGCCAGUCCGAGGAGCCGGUGGCCGGGGAGGAGCCUUCCUCCUCCACCUCCGUGGAGUGGGACAUGCACGCGGCUAAGAGGUCCCGCCCCCCGGGUCUCCGUCGCGACAAGGCCAUGCCUGGGCCCUCUGCCCUGCAGGAGCCUACCGCCUCGCGGCCUUUGGAGAACUUCGUGGUGUUCCACUGCCUGGACUGCUCCGCCGUACUUGGAGACUCAGUGCAUUUUUGCGGGGAGGAGACGCGCCCCCUGAGCAUCCUCGUCUUCAACCGAAUCACAAAUAAUGUCAUUUUGGAUAAAUCCUUACUGGUUGGCAUUGAAGGUGCUCUUCUGGGCAGUACUUACAACCCUUUAUUCUGCCAGUCUUGUGGACAUUCUGUAGGCUUCAGACUUUAUUCUACAUAUGCUGCCUUUUCUGACUUGAAGGGUCUUUUCUGCCUUUUUAAGAACAGCAUUGUGUGCUAUCUUUUAAAAACAAAAUCUAUAGUAAAUGCAACAGAGAUGGAAUUUCCCAUUAAGCGUCUAAAUGAAGAAAUUUCAAAGCUAAAAGAGAAGAUUCUGAUGAUGGACUCAAACUUAACAACAAUAAUUCAGGAUCUGAAGACAAUAAUCCAUGGACCAUUGGACGUAGAGCUAGAGUAA